CGCGGAAACCAUCAGCAGAGUAUUUUCAUUUACUUAGCUAGCGAACCAUCUGUCAACUCCUAUUCCUACAUUACUUCUCUUUCACCGUCAGACCGACACCUGGGCGAUGUCGGAGUCUUACGAUUUCCUGUUUAAGUUCCUGGUGAUUGGAAAUGCUGGAACUGGCAAAUCCUGUCUGCUGCACCAGUUCAUUGAGAAGCGGUUUAAAGAUGAAUCCAACCACACAAUCGGAGUGGAAUUUGGCUCAAAGAUCAUCAGCGUGGUCAAUAAAAUGGUCAAACUGCAGAUUUGGGAUACUGCAGGACAAGAAAGGUUCAGGUCUGUAACCAGGAGUUACUACAGAGGAGCAGCAGGAGCCCUGUUGGUGUAUGAUAUCACCAGUCGAGAGACGUACAAUGCUCUGACCACAUGGCUGAGCGAUGCCAGGAUGCUGGCCAGUCAGAACAUUGUAAUCAUCCUGUGUGGAAACAAGAAAGACCUGGACGCUGACAGAGAGGUCACGUUCCUGGAGGCGUCGCGUUUUGCUCAGGAGAACGAGCUGAUGUUCCUGGAGACCAGUGCUCUAACAGGGGAGAACGUUGAAGAGGCUUUUGUCCAGUGCGCUCGGAAAAUUCUCAACAAGAUUGAGUCAGGAGAGCUGGACCCAGAGAGGAUGGGCUCAGGAAUCCAGUACGGCGACGCCGCGUUACGACAGCUCCGCUCUCCUCGUCGUGCUCAGCCGCAGGGCACCCAGGAGUGUGGCUGCUAGUGGACCUGCCCUGCAACAUACACAUACAAGUCUGGUUUAGAGUGGUUCAGACAGGUUUGUGAAGAUCAGGUGAAGAACAGCCACGAGGAACCAUAAGGUCCCGGGUUCAGGUUGCGGUGCUGGUGAUUCCUCUCUGACCUUUGACCUUCGUACGGACCUCUGAGAACCUCCAGAACCUUUGUUAUCAUGGCCUGCACCUGCAAGAGAUCCACGCCCCUAUUAAGACCUAUGAGCAUCUCCAAGGUAACCAGAGACCAUCCCUUCCAGCAACCUGCUCCCCUAUUGGGCCAAACCCCCUCACCCAACCCUCCAAUCAGGAUGUGAACUACUGACAUGUAACCUUUCUCCCUCUCCUAACUGUCUACUGACCCUCCCUCCGCUGCUCUCCUCCCAAUGGACCUCACUGUUGUCUUUUCAUUACGUCCAAUUCACUCUCAAAGUAAAGACAAUUCGUGUCCAGCUGCACAUAUGUAAAAUAGUGAUUAACUUUCAAGCUGUUGGCACCUCAUGGCUUUAGCUUCACACUCACACUCAGAAAACAUAUUUAAGAAAACUGUUGAACUGUUGCAACUACUUCCCUCUUUCUGCAUCUGCCUGCUCUGAUUGCUUGCCAACUUCCUGCUCACCUGUGAUCAUACAUUUUGCACUUCCUGUAUGACCAUUUCACUUCCCUUCUUCUGUACUUUCUCUCCCACUUUAGUUCCCCUCCGCAACUCAGAGGACAAAAUACAUGUCAUCAGUUUACCUAUCCUCGUGCCCUCCAUGCCAACCUUUCUUGCCAUUUGGUUUCCUCCCCAUGAUGCCCUCUGUUACCUGUCUCUGCCUCUCUCUCCUCCUGUCUACCUGCAGAAUCUAACACACUGUGCAGUGUAUCUGUAAAUAGAGAUUGACGCAUGUUUUCUCAAACAGAAUAUCAGAGUAUUUCAUUAUGAAGAGAUAUUAUAUGUAUAUGAAGUUAGAUAUCAUAUCCAGUAUUGGGUUUAUGCACCACUGUAUUAUUAUCAUGUUACUCUACAUUACCCUGGGAACUUGUUAGCAGUAUACAUUGACACUACUGUAUGCAGCAUUUAUGUUUUUAUGUAAUUGGGCCAACUUGAUGUUGAUAACACUAUGGACAAACAUGUUUAUGUGUUAAAAGUCUGUUUUAUCUUCAAGUUCAUAGAUUUAUUAAGAAAAGAGACAGAUGCAACCUGAAAUGAUUUGAGCAAUUGUUACUCUAUUUCAUUGCAGUUAAAUCAUUUCUACUGUUAAAAAAUAAAUGUCCACUCUUAAUUCUCGAAGGCAUAUUCAGUAUUGAACUGUUAAAUGGCCGUGUGUAACACCAAAGGACUCAAGUUGUAACUAGACAUUUUCUGAUACCAUUUUUCAUUCCCGGUACUGAUUCCGCCGGCUGGACCUUGUGAAAUUGGCCAAUACUGAGAACAGAUCUGAUACCAGCACAUUUAAAAACCUGAAUGCAGGUGUAUAGCGCUGCAAAUAGCAAUGUACACUCCAAGUUAGACGUCUCUAAUGUUUUCGUGAGAAGUGUCAAACCUUUUUUGGGAUCAUUAUGAAUCUGUGGUGGGACAAUUAGAAUGUGGUGGGCCACCAAAGUCCAUAUAAUUAAUGGGAAACACUGAAUGCAUAAUAAUUAUUUGUUAAAAUAACUGUUAAAGUGCAGCCUCACUUUAUAUAAAAUAAAUGACUUCUUUAGGUAGAACCACCCCUAAAACUUAAGUCUUGCAUAUGGUACACGUCACAUUUUACUUGUCGGCCUUUCCAGACAUUUUAUAUCUCUCUGGCUGCACUAAUCGAAAUCAUAUCUUCUUUUCAAUUCUAUUAAAGUACUUACCAGUUGCAGAAAAGUGUAACUGUGGUUUUGGGACCGUAAAGAAAUCAUAAUUUCUGGGAAAAGGAAAUAAUAGUUUUAUCUGGUUGAUAUUAAUCUACUUUAAAGACUUGGUAUCAGACUGGUUCAAAGACUUUUUCUCAGUGAUUCUCAACAGUAUCGGAGACACUUCAGAUCCUCGUGUCGGUAUUAGGACAUUCCUGCUUUUGACUCAUGACUGGUUUACUACAAUGACACAGUACAUGUUGCCUGUUUACAUGGAUGCAUGAGUGGUUGCUGCUAGCUGUCAGUAAAUAGUUACUGAAUGGUUUUAGCUGAGGUGUGAAUUUACCUGAUGUGUGCUUGAAUAUUAUUUGUCUCCAAAGAUACUUUGUCUCAUAUUUUAAACUUAAAAAUUGUUUUAACAACACAAAACUCUCAACAAAAAACCUGUGUCUUUUUCAUAACUGUAUCCAUGCGUUACAUAUGUUUAUGUAUUUUUUUUUGCCCCCCCCAAAAAAUGCAUUUUAAUUUAGUUUCACUUCAAACAGUAAAAGUAUAUUUCUGGUUAGCAUAUAUCCUGGAGUGUUUGACAGCAGGUCAAACAUGAUGUUUACGUCAUCAAGUCCAUUGUCUAAAUUAACGUAUGUAGGUUUUUCUCUUCAUUAUGAAUAUCAUGGAUUUUUUAUUUAUUGUGUAUGAUAAAAUCACAUGUUUUUAAAAUAAAAAGACUAUAAAUAAAGCAUUUUCUUUGAAA
This is a messenger RNA of Platichthys flesus (European flounder), 3312 nucleotides long. It is a transcript of the gene rab4a, whose product is annotated as RAB4a, member RAS oncogene family. NCBI's taxonomy places the organism in Eukaryota, Metazoa, Chordata, Actinopteri, Pleuronectiformes, Pleuronectidae. The record is from RefSeq and is a predicted model, not a curated record. Gene Ontology annotation, biological process: Rab protein signal transduction; regulation of endocytosis. The coding region runs from base 107 to 748 and encodes 213 amino acids. The transcript has 8 exons. Gene Ontology annotation, molecular function: GTP binding; GTPase activity. Gene Ontology annotation, cellular component: endosome.